Molecule: messenger RNA, 2749 nt
Organism: Pseudoliparis swirei
Lineage: Eukaryota; Metazoa; Chordata; Actinopteri; Perciformes; Liparidae
Gene: slc19a2
Product: solute carrier family 19 member 2
Exons: 6
Coding region: 507-1904 (465 amino acids)
Biological process (GO): transmembrane transport; vitamin transport
Cellular component (GO): plasma membrane
Molecular function (GO): vitamin transmembrane transporter activity
Source: RefSeq, a predicted model, not a curated record
GCUCCUUCCUCUUCCUCCUACUCCUCCUCCCUCCUCCUUCUUCUUCCCUCCUGGAGGCCUCCUCCACACACGUCACUUUAACAUGCACUUUAACUUGAGGCCUCCUCCACACACAUGUCACUUUAUUUACAUGCACUUUAACUUAAACACACGCCACAUGUAACAUACACUUUUAACUAAAACACACAUCACUUGAAGCACACACCCAAACACUUUCACAUUAUUUGUUGUCUUUCUGUCGUGAUGAUUGUUGUUUGUCAUGUCCAAAUGUUGCACCUACCGCCAAAAAAAAUUCCUCGUUUGUGUAAACAUUCCUGGCAAUAAAACUGUUUCUGAUUCUGAUUCUGAUGAAUCCUAAUCGUUUCGUGCUCGUGCUGCUGCUCCUCCUCGCCGCCUGGGGGCGGUAGUGAGCCCGGAGGCUGGCGGCUGAGCAGCAGACUCCACCGGGGAAGAAGCGCGCGCGGCGCAUCAGCUGCGGGCUCAGCGCGCGAGGUCAGGCUGUCACCAUGCGCGCGCUCGACCAGACGCUGGUGCUGUGCGCGUACGGCUUCUUCUCCAGCCUGCGGCCGUCGGAGCCCUUCCUCACGGCCUACCUCAUGGGUCCGGACCACAACCUGACCGAGGCCCAGGUGGUCAAUGAGAUCUACCCCGUGUGGACGUAUUCCUACCUGGUGCUGCUGUUCCCCGUCUUCCUGGCCACGGACUUCCUCCGCUAUAAGCCCGUGUUGAUCCUGCAGGCCGCCAGCCUGGUGGUGACCUACGUCCUGCUGCUGAAGGCCCGGGGCCUGCGGGCCAUGCAGCUCCUGGAGUUCUUCUUUGGCCUGGCCACGGCCUCGGAGGUGGCCUACUACUCGUACAUCUACAGCGUGGUGGAGCCGGCCCGGUACCAGAGGGUGACGGGUUACUGCCGCAGCAUCACCCUGUUUGGAUCGGCGGCCGGGUCUCUGACCGGCCAGCUGCUGCUCUUACUGGACAAAGUCCAGCUGGUCCACCUGGUCCUCGUCACUCUUGCGAUGGCCGCCGUGGCCUCCGUCGCUCCCUGGUUCCUGCCCAUGCCCAAGAGAAGCUUGUUCUUCCACCAGAGUCCAGGAGUGCUGGAGAAGCCCGGCGCGGCUCUACUUGAGGAGGACUCUGAGAGCAUGUCGCCCCCCGUCAGCCAGGACGCCUCCGCAGUAUCCAGGACCUCCCAGACAGGAGGUUGGAGCAGCGGCCUCGUGGGCGUGUUGCAGGUUCUGUUUGACGACCUCCUGAAGUGCUACAGGUGUCCCUCGCUGCUGGCCUGGUCCCUGUGGUGGGCUCUGGCCACCUGCGGCUACUUCCAGGUCAUCAACUACGCUCAGGCGCUGUGGGAGAACAUCCGUCCAUCCCAGGCCCACGAGAUCUACAACGGCUACGUGGAGACCCUGUCCACGCUGCUGGGGGCUCUCGCCGCCCUGCUGGUGGGCCACCUGCCCGUGAGCUGGUCUCUGUGGGGGGAGCUGGCCUUGUGCGUCCUCUCCCUGCUGAUGGCCUUGUGUGUGUUUGCCAUGGUCACCCUGGGGAACAUCUGGCUGUGUUACAGCUCCUACGUCCUCUUCAGAGCCGUCUACAUGCUGCUCAUCACCGUGGCAACCUAUCAGGUAGCAGCCAGCCUCAACAUGCAGCGCUACGCUCUGGUGUUCGGGGUGAACACCUUCCUGGCGCUGCUGCUGCAGACCCUGCUCACGGUGGUGGUGGUGGACUCGGCCGGCCUCGGCCUCGACGUCUUCACUCAGUUCCUCAUCUACGGUGGAUACUUUGCUGUCAUUUCCGUGGUCUUUCUGCUGGCUGCGCUUUUCAAACUGGCCUCCAGGAGGCGCUGCAAGCGGCAGGAGGAGGUCCAGACCCGCAGCAGGGUAGAAGCUGAGUCCUCCCCAGUCAGCUGAGGGCUGUUCUCAGGGGAGCAGCAUGAGCGAGUGAUGUCGCACAUAUACAGUCUGUUGCCCCAUGUGAAGUAUGGAGUAUGAGUCUGUUGCCCCCUUCCCGUCAUGUGACACACGUGGAAGCAGCUCUGAACUUGCACUCUCUGCUGAUCCCAGGUCAGAUGUAAUAAUUGUAUUUCUGUAUGAUUCCCAGCUUAUGGGCUGCGGUGCCUUAGACCAAGUGACCACUAUGAUGCUUCACAGUCCCACGGUCUGCUCUCGGUCACAUCUGACACCAGCAACACAUUCACCUUUGUAUUUUUAUAUUUAUUUCCUCCUGAAAUUGUAAUAAUGUAAUGUACCAUCAUUGAUAAUUAUAUCUGUAUCAGGUUUAUCAAUGUGUGUCUUGAAUGAGUGACCAUGAACCCGUGUGAGGUCAAGAGGUCGAUUACGGUUAGUGUGUCACCAUCAGAGAUAUGCCCAAAAGCACACACACACACACUGUCCAAAGGUUCUCCAGAGUGUCCAUGGUUAUAUUAGUCGUGUAGACAUUAGUACGGCGUUAGCUGCUUGUAGGUCUUGUAUGUGAUGCUUGUUGUUGUUGUUUGUCAACACAUUAACUAACACUUGAAGCCUCUGUACUGCAGCACCAGAUUGUACUGUGAACUCUUCCUCUCUUCUCAUUGGCUGUCAGUCAAGCAGAGGACCCUCCUCUUUUGUCUCAUUCCACUUCUUUGCACUGUUGUAGUUUAGCGCUCCGUGACCGUGAAGACGAGCUCCUUCAUGAGGAAGAUCUCAGCUCAUGUUCCAGAAGUCUGUUUGUUUGUAAUCGCACUGUAAACAACAAAAUAAACAAAACACUCACCAUC